Aaosphaeria arxii CBS 175.79 is the source of this 2385-nucleotide messenger RNA. Its product is annotated as protein phosphatase PP2A regulatory subunit A. Gene Ontology annotation, cellular component: cytoplasm; protein phosphatase type 2A complex. Bases 102 to 1943 code for a protein of 613 amino acids. The transcript is spliced from 8 exons. The record is from RefSeq and is a predicted model, not a curated record. Gene Ontology annotation, biological process: protein dephosphorylation. Gene Ontology annotation, molecular function: protein phosphatase regulator activity. NCBI's taxonomy places the organism in Eukaryota, Fungi, Ascomycota, Dothideomycetes, Pleosporales.
ACUCGAAUUCCACAUUGUAAUCGACCUUUCCUUCCCUGACCCACUCGAGGACGUGACCGCCUCUGCCACCUUCGCUCGUGCCCGACACCAGACCAGAUACCAUGGAGUCAAACCAGAACGACGAGCUCUACCCUAUUGCCGUCCUCAUUGACGAGCUGAAACAUGAUGAUGUAUUGCUCCGAUUGAAUGCCAUUCAUCGUCUUAACACUAUUGCUCUGGCGCUAGGCGCCGAAAGGACGCGGGAGGAGCUGAUACCAUUUCUGGAUGAGUCUGUUGAGGACGAGGAUGAGGUGCUCACCGCAUUGAGCGAGGAGUUGGGCAAUUUUGUCGAGUUUGUUGGCGGGCCUGAGUAUGGCCAUGUCCUACUCUCGCCUUUGGAGAAUCUUGCAGCGAUCGAGGAACCCCUUGUGCGCGAGAAGGCUGUUGAAUCCCUGAACAAAAUCUGCGAGCAGCUGUCACAGACACAGGUUGAGGAGUCAUUCAUCCCUCUUGUGCUUCGUCUCUCAAAAGCCGAUUGGUUCACCUCAAAAAUCUCCGCGACCGGUCUCUACAACGUCCCAUACACCCGCGCUACUCCCCCAUCGCAAGAACUGCUCCGACAGCAGUAUGGCGCACUUGUUCAUGACGAAACACCCAUGGUCAGGAGACAGGCAGCAAACAAUUUGGCGAAGUUCAUCAAGACUAUGCCGCCUACCAUUGUAAUUGAGGAGAUGAUUCCACUUUUCCAACAUUUGGCGUCGGACGACCAGGACAGCGUGAGGUUGCUCACUGUGGAGAUUCUCAUCGCUAUCGCGGAGGCGGUACCAAAAGAGCAGCAGUCGAGCCAUGGUGUCUUACUCACUUCUUUGCGAAGUUUGUUCGAGGACAAGAGCUGGAGGGUUAGGUACAUGGUAGCAGAUCGCUUUGAGAAGAUUGCGAAAGCUGUUGACGAAGAGGUCGUAACCAGAGACCUAGUGCCUGCAUUCGUGAAGCUCCUCAAAGACACUGAGGCAGAAGUGCGGAGUGCAAUUGCGGGGCAAAUUCCAGGUUUCUGCACUCUUCUUGAGAGGGAGACCCUCCUUCAUGAGGUUAUGCCUAGCAUAGAAGAGCUUGUAUCGGAUCAGUCCCAGCAUGUUCGUGCAGCUCUAGGCACACAAAUCAGUGGCCUAGCGCCAAUCCUCGGAAAGGACGAGACCAUUUCACAUCUCCUUCCAAUGUUCCUUCAAAUGCUGAAGGAUGAGUUCCCCGACGUCAGACUCAAUAUCAUUUCCAAGUUGGAGUCCGUCAAUAACGUCAUCGGCAUCGAGCUUCUCUCUCAGUCACUCCUUCCCGCCAUCGUCCAGCUGGCAGAAGACAAACAGUGGCGAGUCCGACUUGCGAUCAUUGAAUAUGUGCCCCUUCUUGCCUCUCAAUUGGGUGUCAAAUUCUUUGACGAGAAGCUCAGCAGCCUGUGUAUGAGCUGGUUGGGUGACACCGUCUUCUCCAUCCGUGAGGCGUCCACCCAAAACCUCAAGAAGCUCACAGAAGUUUUCGGUGUCGAGUGGGCCAAUGAGGCUAUUGUGCCCAAGGUCAUGGCCAUGGGCCAGCAUCCCAACUACCUCUAUCGCAUGACAACAUGCUUCGCUGUUUCUACCCUCGCACCUGCUCUCAGCCUUGACGUCAUUGAGACUUCCAUUCUCCCUAUGAUGGACAAGCUCGUCAACGAUGACAUCCCCAACAUCCGCUUUAACGUCGCCAAAUCCUACGCCGUUCUCAUCGACACACUCAAGCAGUUGCCCGAAGAGGGCACCGUCCUCGCUCUUCAGAAGGCCGGAACACCUGGCCAGGGUUGCCCGAAGGGCCAGGAGCUCAUCACCAAGAGCAUCCUACCGAACCUCGAGAAGUUGCAGCAGGACGACGAUGUGGAUGUGCGGUAUUUCGCCACAACGGCGGCGCAGGGUUUUACGGAUGCCAUGCAGUCCUAGAGAAGACAGGCUUGUAUGAUUUGAAAAGCGACGACACGGUGCAUGAAAGACGAGGUUACGACAAGUAUCCGCCUGGCAGUUAAUGGACCUGGCUUUGAUAGAGUGAGAGCCUCGGCCUGGGGGGAUCGAGCAUUGCGACGAAACGGAAUGCAAAGCUGGAGAGUGAGCAGGAGUAGUUUGGGCAUGUCAUAGAAACAUAUUGUCCCCCCCUGCCUUCCUUCGGCCUUCGUGCGUUUUGAUUUGCCUUUUUAGUUUCUCUCUUCCUUGCGGCUUUGGCAUUCUCAUAACUAAACCAGUUGGUGUACGAGAGAGAUGGGAGGAGGGAAGGGGGAACCGCCUGCCAGGGUGAGUUCGCGCGCGUGCGUGCGUGCGUGUGUGCAAAUGAAUGGAAAACCAAACAAAGACUACCCCCUGUUUAGAAUUCAUAACGACUGCUUUUCUU